UCUAAAUAUCUUGGUAAUGAUCAGUUUAUAUUCCAGGUAUUCCUCAAAAAAAUGUUUUUCCAUAUCAUUCCAUUUAAAUUUUUAAGUUAUCUUUUAUAUUUAUACAUUUACAUUUAAUAUUUAUAUUACUACCCUAAGCUCUUAAUCACUGAUAAUAUCAUACAAGAGAUGAUAAAGUGCACAAAUUUGGAGGAAAAAAGUCAACAAUAUGGAUGAUGAUGUUCUUGUUUAGCUGUGCUGUGUAAUAUUCCUCUUUUUCAAUCAUCAAAAUGUUCAAAAUCUGUUAGAAAGUGAAAAAUAAACAUAUUUCAAACAUGAAAUCAUUCUUGUUUGGACAAAAAUGUAAUAUAAACAGUUAUACAAAUUACUAUUCUUAAUUAAAAUGACAAAAAUGGCAUAAAAACACACUGAUUCUUAUAGGGUAAUUUUUGACCCACUUAUGGAAGAGUGUAGUGUCAAAUAACUCUUGUAUCUAAGUGUUUUACAUUCAUGAUGAAAACCCCACGCAGCUGGGGGCGGCAGAGUGCGAACUGACACAGUUUUGUCCUUCCUGAGUCGCCGUACCCACUGUACCAAGCUGAACCGCGGUUCCUCAACUUGCAGUUUUUAAGGAGGAAACUGUGCAUGUUUGAAUUCCACAAUAUUUAUGCAUAAAUCGAGUCCUGCGGGUUUGUCAGGCCUGUGCCGAGUCACCGACCAUCUGUACCUGAGUAACCAGAGAGCGGCUAACGAUGCCUCCCAGCUCAGCGACCACAACAUCACCUGCAUCAUCAACGUUACCGAGACCAGGACCAGCAGCUCCGCUCCUCCAGGGCUGGACUACAUCCACAUCCCCGUCCCGGACUCCCCGCUGUCUCCUCUCAGAGAUCACUUCGACGAGGUGGCGGACAAAAUCCAGAGCAUCGCGGAGAGCAGCGGCCGGACCCUAGUUCACUGUAACGCCGGUGUGAGCCGCUCCUCCGCCCUGUGCAUGGCCUACCUGGUGAAGCACCGCGGCCUGACGCUGCUGGAGGCCCACCGGUGGGUGAAGACCUGCCGCCCGGUGGCCAGGCCCAAUAACGGCUUCUGGAGGCAGCUCGUCCAGUAUGAGGCGGAGCUCCGUGGGUGCAGCUCCAUCCAGAUGGUGUCCUCCUCCAUGGGGGAGAUACCAGACAUCUAUGAGGAGGAGGCCAAGAACAUGGUACCAAUGUGACGCUGCUCAGCGACAUGUUUGGUCUAUGUUCCCUCCAGGUUUCCAUAGUAAUCACCAGGUGUAGAAUUAUUAUUUUUUUCGGUCAAGUGCACUUAAAGAUCUCUUUCAGCUAUGUUUGAAAAUAUGUACAAAUAUUCUAUUGAUAAAUAAUUUGUGUCUCAGGUGUUGUUUUUUUCAGUUUAAAAAAGAGUAAAGUUUGAUUGCCUGACUACAAAAGUAUUUAAAUUGCAUCUGACUCUCACUUGUUUUAAAUCCCAGCUCAAGACUUUUCUGUUUGCCACAGCUCUCCUAUUAUAGCUUAUUUUAAAUUGUUUUAAGUGCAAAUUGUAAUAUUAUUUUUAAAUAUAUUUCUAAUUUUCA
This is a messenger RNA of Acanthochromis polyacanthus (spiny chromis), 1552 nucleotides long. RefSeq lists its product as uncharacterized. Bases 647 to 1192 code for a protein of 181 amino acids. The transcript has a single exon. The record is from RefSeq and is a predicted model, not a curated record. Gene Ontology annotation, molecular function: MAP kinase tyrosine/serine/threonine phosphatase activity. Gene Ontology annotation, biological process: protein dephosphorylation. NCBI's taxonomy places the organism in Eukaryota, Metazoa, Chordata, Actinopteri, Pomacentridae.